AUGCUCAAACAAAGACCAUCAGGCCCAGUCCGUUUCAAACACCAGCGUCCCUCGAGCAAGAGGACAACAGUGGAGACAGAUGUUUCUUCCGAAAAUAACGAGCAGAACUACAGUGAUGACUCUGGUGAUUGGUUUGACGACGAAGACGAGAUUCAACCAUCCGAUAGUGCUUCAGCUUCUGCAGCCCCAGAGAAUCCGUCGACAUCGUCAACUGCUCGUGACACAGAUCUGCCAAAGCAUCAUAAUACGAAGGAUAUGUCUCAAGGCUGGAGUAACGCUGGUCUAGGUGGUCACCCCUUGGUUCAACAUCAGUAUACAUACCAAGGUGCGGGUCAAGCACCAACUCAACCACAGCAUCCAAACUAUCAGCCAACCGAAGGAUAUGGAACGCACGGAAUGCAUGAUCCUAGGUCAUAUCCCUCUUACAACGUACAAUAUCCUACGGCCCCAAACAUGCAGGGUGUUGGUGUAUCUGGCAACGGCACCCAACCAAAUGUCUAUCCAUACGGACACAAUGUUCCUCCAGAGCAUCAUCAAUAUAACCAACAUGUACCUUUUGGAACCUAUGCACCAAGGAUUCACAACAUUCAACCUCGCAUACAUACAGGUCUAUCUGUAGCAUCAUCUCCUCCCCCGACCCCCCGUCCCAGAAUUCCUUCUCCGCCGAGAGAAGAUCCAGAGAAGAUGGCUCUAUUAGCACAGCUUAAUGAAAUUAAAACCAUGGAGGCGAAGGCAAAAGCAGCUGAAGAGCAAAGGGAGGCAGAGGCCAAGAUUCGAAAGGAAGCUGAGGAGGCUUUUCACCGAAGAAUGGAGGACAUGAGACUCGCCCAAGAGGAAGCUAAGAAGGAAAUCGAAAGAGCUAAGCUCGAUGCAGAAAAGGCAGCAAAAGAGAGAAUGGAGACCGAAAGACAAGCUCAGGAAAGAAGAGCAGCAGAACAUGCCCGAACCAUGGCAGAGGCUGAGAGAGCAGCCGUGGAGAGACUGCGGGCUGAACGUGAAGCGGAAGAAGAGAGAUCAAAGAGAUUCAACGAGUUUGCAGUGAAUCUUGAAAAGGAAGUCAGAUUGAAGGUCGAAAUGGAGAAGAGAGCUGAGCUUGCGGAACGAGAUGCAAAGGUAAAGCAAAGUGAAGAUCUUGAAAGGCUCGCAAAAUUAAAGAUGAUCCAGAGCAUGGACGAGAUCGUGAAUCUAACCAAGAAGCGAGUCCUGCACGAUUUGGUCACAGACGGAGAAUCUAUAGGAUCAAAGGAGAGGCAGGGAUGGUUGAUAGAGACGCGGAAUGAAGCAGAUGCUGAGAGGAGUAUGUUACCGACAGAGAAGGGUCAGCUCUCGAUACCUCGAUCCAGUACACAGCCGCGCCACGCCACUGUCUCAACUGUACGCUCUGCAUCAAGCGCUUCGGUAAAGCUCCCAGGUGUCUCACCGACUCCUUCAUGGAAAGGGAAGCAUCCUGAAGCUCCUGAUCCGUGGGGUUCAGGAUCUGAAAGCGGUGAUGAGGGGACUACCAGCAGACCCGGAACCAAUACUCAACAUCCCUCUGAACCCGUACGGAAUUCUCGACGCAGUAUGUUUGAGAGACAGCAGCAACAGGCGUAUCAAAAAGCAGAUACCUCGCGGAUUGAGGAUUUGGUUGACCAGAUAGCUGAUGCUGUCAUGGAUAGACUGAUGCACUCUCCGUACAACGAGAUCUUGAUGCACCGCCCUGCACACACUGGUCAAUACUCUCGCCGACACGUCCGCCCCAGACCAGACCCAUUCACUACAGCUCCCAAUCCAUUCCCGAGCGCCAGACAGUUCAGUAAUGGGGAAACACUGGAAGUGGAAGAGACAUCAAGUUACGCCCAAGGUCCACCUCCAUGCGGGCCGUCCCGACGAUUCUACAAGCCCCCUAAACCAGCACGUCUACGAGGACGAAGCAUCAGGGGCACGAAUCCAACCCCAUCUCUAGACCUGGCUCCUCGCGAGACACUAUCAUCACAGGAUGUCCCUAUACCCACUGGCAAGAGCAGAUCAUCAACACUACGCAGCCCACCGCCAGGUCCUCCGCCACCUCUAGAAGAUUGGCUCAACAACAGUGCACAGUUCGGAUCGCAGACUAGCUAUUCGGAAGUCGACACUGUGACUCAAGAGACUUCUACAAUCCAUGGUAUAACGCCUGAUAGUAGUGAUACAGCUUGGAAACAUCCCGAGCCAUGGAUCCAAGACGUUGUUUCUGAGCCUGGGGAUGGACAUAACGUGAAGAAGGGGUAUGGAAAGUUGCAUAAGGACAGGCUGGAUGCUUAUUUAGCAGGCCAAAAGGAGGGUGAUAAUCUUCAGAAAGCGUACAAAUAUGUUUUCCAAGAUGUUGAGCCAGUACCGGCAAGUCUGAAAAUGGGAGUAGGAUACUAG
Messenger RNA from Fusarium oxysporum Fo47, 2385 nucleotides. RefSeq lists its product as uncharacterized. Lineage: Eukaryota; Fungi; Ascomycota; Sordariomycetes; Hypocreales; Nectriaceae. The transcript has a single exon. The record is from RefSeq and is a predicted model, not a curated record. The coding region runs from base 1 to 2385 and encodes 794 amino acids.